AUGGCUGCCAAGACGAUUUUCCUUCUUGCUUUGUUAGGAGUUGCAUCUUCCAAACUCCCACAUAAACGGACAUGUGACCCAGAACCAAGAAAGGACAGACCGACUCUGUGCUCAAAUUACGGAAAUAUAUUAUACCUUGAUAAACGCCAGGCAAUAAUCGAAAAGAAUCAAAGCAUGCUGGAACAAAGGAUUAGUGCACUGGAAGGUAAGGCCAAGAAGAUUGCACGUCUGGAAACCUUAGUGACUGACCUUUCAAGUGCACUUGGGGAUCUUGAAAGGAUGAAGACACAGACCGAGACGGAAUUCCAAAACACAAAGACACAGCUAAAGAAACACAAGGAGGACAUCGCCAGCCUGAAGAGGGAGGUUCGAGAUCUGGUCGAACACAGGGAGAGAGUCGGGGGAAACUUCAGUGAGAUUGAAAAGAAGCUUGAUGCCACCGAGAAGCAGUUGAGGGACAAGACAGCCAAGCUGGAAAAUCUGGAGACUGAAACUGAAGGUGCGUUCAAUGACACACAGAGACUCCUGAGUCUAUAUAAGAAUGAACUUUCCAACCUGACCACGACGGCCCAGAGGCUUGAAGUCAAAGUCGAAGCCCGACUGGAUUCCACGAGGACGGAAUUUGAUGCCAAACUGAAGGAGGUACAAAACAAAAAUGAAGCUUUCAGCACAAAACUGAAUGAGCAAAGUGCUAAAGUUGAUGAAUUUAAGGAGGAAUCUGACAGAAAGUUGAGGAGUAUUGACACACAGCUGAAAACACAAAAAACCACAGUGGACAUGCAGAAGGCUGACAUCGACUCCCUGAAGAGCAGCACUGCAGGUAUCAAAACCAGACUGGGGUCAGCUGAGGGAAAACUUGCUGAACAAAAUACACUCAAAGAAGCACUGAACAGGCUUACAGCAGACGCUAAUGCCAAGGUGGCAUUUUCUGCUACUAUAAUCGAAUCUACUCAUGUGUUCACUGGACCUGGCAGCAGUCACAGAAAAACUCUGAUUUUCAACAGAGUUUUGACAAAUAUUGGCAAAGCUUACAACUCUAAAACAGGCAUCUUCACUGCUCCACGGAAAGGGGUUUACCACUUCUCAUUCAUGACUUUUGGAUACAGCGGCUACACUUCAGGAGCCAUCCUGGUGAAGAACGGCCAUUACCAAGUGAGCACAUGGGAGUUCAAAGGGCCAGACGCGAGCGACACCACCAGCAACGCAGUCAUUCUGGAGCUGAGUGUCGGAGACUGUGUCAGCAUCAUCCUGUGGCAAGGUGGAAAAGUACAUUCAAGUGUCUUCAGUGGGUUCCUUGUCUUCCCAACAUCCUAGAAUUCUGGGCGAUGUUUUUAAUUCAGGACACAUUAUAUUUGCCUUGUUUAGUUAGUCAUCUUAGCAAUGUUUCAUGUCAAGUGUAAAAAAUCCUCUUAAAAUACCUUGGUGAAAUAACCAGGCUUAUCACAGUCAGUAAUAAAAAUAGAAACUGUCAGUGCUCUCCCUGAAGAAGAAAGGCUGCUCAUUACAUGAUUUAAGUGAAAUUGAUUUUUUAUUUCUUCUUUUUUUAAAUGUUAUUUCUUAUCAUAUGAUGAUUUAAAGGCUAUUCUUUAGGGUGGUUGAUGAUGUGUGUUUUAGAGAGGGUGAGAUAUGUGACCACAAUGUAAUCUUGUUUCUAAAAUUAUACUCUUUUAAAUAAAUGUCUUUAAACCACUACAAUGGUGUUUUUUGGGGGAUUUGUGCUUGGAUGUACAUUGGGCAAAUAAACAACAACAAAUAAUCAGAAAUAUAUACUGUUUGUUAAAAAAAAAAACAACAACUGAGCAAUAAACCUACAAAGUCAAAACAAUCUGUAAGGUUUAUUUUUGUAACAGGAAGUCAAUAGAUUAUAUUAAACUUAUAUUGCCAUAUACAUUAGUAAAUAUUUAAAUGUGUCACACUGCAAUACGAAAAAGACAUGCAGAGAUUCAUUUAAAUGGCAUACUAUUGAUAAAUGAUUUAAAAGUAAUUUAAUUGUUAAUAUAUUGUUACUAGUAUUUGGUGAGUAAUUUUGAUCUUACGCUUUAGUGUCUGGUAUCUAUAAAGAAUAUCUAUAGUUUAAAACACAUCUCUGACUUUUAGCUGAACUACGUGUGCUAAUUGUAAAUUAAGUGCUUGUUUGUUUUUAAAAAAAA
Acanthopagrus latus (yellowfin seabream) is the source of this 2150-nucleotide messenger RNA. RefSeq names its product ELKS/Rab6-interacting/CAST family member 1-like. The coding region runs from base 1 to 1314 and encodes 437 amino acids. The record is from RefSeq and is a predicted model, not a curated record. Gene Ontology annotation, molecular function: protein binding. NCBI's taxonomy places the organism in Eukaryota, Metazoa, Chordata, Actinopteri, Spariformes, Sparidae. The transcript is spliced from 5 exons.